AGCUGAUUUCAAGUGUUUGGACAAAAAUUGUUUUUUCUUUGGAUUUGUUUGCAAUAAGCUUGAAUAUGUUAACUUCCAUGGUUAAGGAGCAUCACAAGGAGCAGGCGAAGCGAAAACAGGAACAGGAGGUGCGUCGAAAGGAGGCAAUAGAAGCGUCCAAUGAGCUCACUCAGUCUCUGGUGGACACCCUAAAUGUGGGCGUGGCUCAGGCCUACCUGAACCAGAAGCGGCUGGACGCAGAGGCAAAGCAACUGCACUUGGGCGCCACCAAUUUCGCCAAGCAGACCCACCAAUGGCUGCAGCUCAUCGACCAAUUCAGCACUGCCCUAAAGGAUCUCGGCGACGUGGAGAACUGGGCACGCAGCAUAGAGGGGGACAUGCAUACGAUUAACCAGACCCUAGAGCUGGCCUACAAAGCCUCUCGAGCGACACAGACAUCGAGCGGAGCAGGUACAUCCCUGGAGGCCUCUACUUCAGCGUCGGCAAGUGCAAAUCCCAGUGCUACUUGAGCGUUUUCCAAAGAAUGCAUUUGUAUCCUGUGGAGAUCCAUUGAGUAAGUGUAUGACCGGUUCUGCUUCCCAUACAAACUUAGUUAAUCCUAAUUAAACUGAAAUUUAUAGAAGCUUAAGUAAAUGAUAUGUACGACCAAUUCAAUAAAACGCCCAUUCACAAGUU
This is a messenger RNA of Drosophila melanogaster (fruit fly), 675 nucleotides long. RefSeq names its product biogenesis of lysosome-related organelles complex 1, subunit 1 (gene Blos1). The record is from RefSeq and is marked reviewed. Bases 66 to 509 code for a protein of 147 amino acids. Lineage: Eukaryota; Metazoa; Arthropoda; Insecta; Diptera; Drosophilidae. Gene Ontology annotation, cellular component: BLOC-1 complex; presynapse. The transcript is spliced from 2 exons.